Oryctolagus cuniculus (rabbit) is the source of this 1199-nucleotide messenger RNA. RefSeq names its product acylphosphatase 1 (gene ACYP1). Lineage: Eukaryota; Metazoa; Chordata; Mammalia; Lagomorpha; Leporidae. The record is from RefSeq and is a predicted model, not a curated record. Gene Ontology annotation, molecular function: acylphosphatase activity.
UAUUCAAGCAUUGUCUGGUGUUUUCUUAGUAAGUUAGACUCUGUUGGCAACUUCCAGAAGCCUAGGAGAAAUAACUUCCACUAGUAACUCCUGGCUAGAAAUUCCAGAUUAGGCAUGACCCAAAAUGUGAGGAGAAUUGGAAGAAAAAGGACAGAAAGACUGUGUCCUCAUCAAUUAAUUUUCUGAGUGAUAUUUAAUGUUUGUUGUCUGGCACCUACACAGUUUAAAUUCCAGGGCAAUAAACUAAUGUAUACCAACCACCUAGGACAGUGCCGGGCACACAGUAGGCCGUCCGUCUGGACGGACGGAUGGAUUGAUGGAAUGCAUGUGUCCCAUGUACUUCUUCCCAUCUGCUUUUCUCCCCAGGAGGAAAAGGGUGCACUUAGCGACAGAGGUGUGAUGAGGGCUCGGUGCGCAGGGGCCGAGCCCGGACCCUGGACAGAUCCCCAACGCGAGGCUCAUUGGGCUGCCGGAUAACUGCGUCAUGAAGUCCCGCCUUCUGGGCGGGCUCGGGGCCGGAUCGCCAUUUAUGAUUGGCCGACUUAGCCUAGGUGAUGGGCAAGAGAGACUGCGAAGGCGGAGCCCACCUUUACACUUCCGGGCGCGACAGUUAGCGCUUGCAAGGGGAGCCGUUGGGCGAGGUGGUCGCGCGUGUGGUCGGCGCCCUGAGGGGACGGUCAGGAGGGUUUGAGCAUGGCGGAAGGGGACACCUUGGUAUCGGUGGAUUAUGAAAUUUUUGGGAAGGUGCAAGGGGUGUUUUUCCGCAAGUACACCCAGGCUGAGGGUAAAAAGCUAGGAUUGGUAGGCUGGGUCCAGAACACUGACCGGGGCACAGUGCAAGGACAAUUGCAAGGUCCCAUCUCCAAGGUGCAUCUUAUGCAGCAAUGGCUUGAGACAAGAGGAAGUCCCAAAUCGCACAUUGACAGAGCAAACUUCGACAAUGAGAAAGUCAUCUCAAAGUUGGAUUAUUCAGAUUUCCAAAUUGUGAAAUAAUAUCCUGAAUCUAAAUUUUCUAAGAUAAACUCAGUGGUUUGGGUUGUUAUUGUUAAUAGAGAUAGAACUACUAUUCUGUAUUCAAUAUUAGAAGUUGUCAGUAAGUUAUUUUAGUAUCAGGUAUUUGAAUGUUACUGUGUAUUACAUGUGACAGAAGGAUUCCAGCUGUACACAAUUGUAAUCAAUAAAAACACAUUAGAACCUUA